AUGAACUACUUACUUUCUAGCCUUAUCCCAAAAAUACAAAAUCCAACUGCUGAUUACCAAAUCUUGGCAAAUGUACUCAAAUGUUGUGCUUCCAUAUCAGAUGGGAUGUUGGGGAAAGCUUUACAUACUUGUGUUAUUAAGUUAGGUCAUCAUUCAUGUCAAUUUGUUAUAAAAGCCUUGCUUAAUAUGUAUGCUAAAUCUAAACAUCUUGAUGAUUGUCAAAAGCUUUUCCGUACGGUUAACUAUAGUGACACAGUCAUGUGGAAUAUUGUCUUGUCUGGAUUUGCUUGUUCGCCGUUACAUGAAAUGGAGAUGGAAAAGUUGUUUAAUUUAAUGCAAAGAGCAUGUUAUCCUAAGCCAACUUCUGUUACUCUUGCAAUUGUUGUUCCUGUGAUUGCUCGUUCUGGAGCUUUGGGUGCUGGAAAAAGUCUUCAUUGUUACGCGGUAAAGCAUGGGUUGGAAUGUGAAACCUUGGUAGGAAAUGCUUUCGUAUCCAUGUAUGCGAAAUCUGGGAAUGUUUUAGAUGCGGAAGCUACUUUUCGUGGAAUUUCUGAUAAAGAUGUUGUUUCAUGGAAUGCAAUGAUUGCAGGUUUGAUAGAGAAUAAGCUUACAGAUAGGGCGUUUGAAUUGUUCAGGUUGAUGUUGAGAGGUUCUGUUCUACCUAAUUAUGCAACUAUUGCUAAUAUUAUUCCUACCUGUCCUAGUUUAGGAGGGAUAGAUGGUUACCACUUGGGAAGGCAGAUGCAUUGUUAUGUUUUGCGACGGGUUGAGUUGUUGUCAGAAGCUACUGUCAUCAAUGCUCUUUUGAGCUGCUAUUUGAGGGUUGGGAAUUUUGAAGGAGCAGAGACUUUGUUCCGGAAUAUGAAAAGUAAAGAUCUGGUAUCGUGGAACUCAAUAAUUGCUGGAUAUGCAGCAAAUGGUGAAUGGUUGAAGACAUUGGAUUUUUUCCGUGAAUUCACUAAAGAGGAGAUGAGUGGACCAGACUCUGUUACUCUUAUGAGCAUUCUUCCAGUAUGUCCACAGCUCAAUAAUGUGUUGAUCGGGAAGCAGAUCCAUGGGUAUGUAAUUCGUCAUAGUUUCCUCCAUCAGGAUAUCUCUGUGAUUAAUGCCCUUAUAAGUUUUUAUGCAAAAUGUGGAAACAUUAAAGAGGCAUGUCACCUAUUUUCGUUGACUUUUAAUAAAGACUUGAUAUCUUGGAACACUAUGCUUGAUGCCUUAGCAGAAAACCAACUUCACGAACAAUUUAUUAUCUUGUUAAAGGAGAUGUUUAGAGAGGGGAUGAAAGCUGACUCCAUCACAUUACUGGCUGUGGUGCGCUAUUUUGCUAACAUUUCCAGACUGGAAAAGGUUAAAGAAGCACAUGGUUUUUCAGUAAGAUCUGGUAUUUUGUUAAGUUAUACUGAACCUACUCUCGCUAAUGCCUUACUUGAUGCAUAUGCAAAGUGUUGCAAUUUAAAAUAUGCUAACAGAAUAUUUGAGAAUUUAUCAGGAAGCAAUAAUGUAAUCACAUGCAACUCAAUGAUCUCAGGGUUUGUGAAAUAUGGUCUGCAUGAAGAUGCACAUGGCAUAUUCAAGAGGAUGACCGAGAGGGAUCUUACCACUUGGAAUUUGAUGGUAAGAGCUUAUGCUGAAAAUGAUUGUCCUGAUCAAGCGGUGAGUCUGUUUACCGAGUUAGAGCAUCACAAAAUGAGGCCUGAUGCCAUGUCCAUUUUGAGCCUCCUUCCUGUUUGUGCUCAAAUGGCCUCAAGCAACUUGCUAAAGCAGUGCCAUGCAUAUGUGAUAAGGGCUUUUCUGGAUGAUGAUGUUUAUCUGAUUGGGGCUCUCAUAGAUGUUUAUUCUAAAUGUGCUACUCUAAAAUAUGCAUACAAGCUUUUCCAAUCAUCUCCGGUCAAAGAUCUUGUUAUGUUUACAGCAAUGGUUGGAGGGUAUGCUAUGCAUGGAAUGGGAGAAGAAGCACUUGGGAUAUUCUAUCAUAUGCUUGAGAUGGACUUUAAACCAGAUCAUGUUAUAAUAACUACAGUACUAUCUGCUUGUAGUCAUGCUGGCCUUGUGGAUGAAGGGUUAAAGAUCUUUGAUUCAAUGGAAAAGACGCAUCAAAUCAAACCUAGCAUGGAGCAUUAUGCCUGUGUGGUGGAUCUACUUGCACGUGGAGGUAGAAUUAAAGAUGCGUUUUCCUUUGUGACCCAGAUGCCCUUUCAAGCUGAUGCGGAUGUAUGGGGAACGCUUCUGGGUGCCUGUAAAAUCCAUCAGGAGGUUGAUGUGGGUUGUGCUGCGGCUAAUCGCCUGUUUCAAGUUAAUGCUAAUGAUAUCGGGAAUUAUAUAGUCAUGUCAAAUCUGUAUGCUGCAAAUGCUAGAUGGGAUGGCGUCUUAGAGAUAAGGAGGUCUAUGAAAAUGAGAGAUCUUAAGAAGCCAGUUGGUUGCAGUUGGAUUGAAGUGGAAAGGAAGAAAAGUGUAUUUGCUGCUGGUGACUAUUCUCACCAACAGAGAGGACUCAUAUAUGAAACAUUAAGAGUCUUAGAUGAACAAAUCAAAGAGUUAUAUGAGUAUGACUUGUAGCCUCGUAAUAUUUUGCUCAUGUGAAGU
Solanum verrucosum is the source of this 2583-nucleotide messenger RNA. Its product is annotated as putative pentatricopeptide repeat-containing protein At5g08490. Bases 1 to 2556 code for a protein of 851 amino acids. The record is from RefSeq and is a predicted model, not a curated record. Gene Ontology annotation, molecular function: RNA binding; protein binding. The transcript has a single exon. Gene Ontology annotation, biological process: RNA modification. NCBI's taxonomy places the organism in Eukaryota, Viridiplantae, Streptophyta, Magnoliopsida, Solanales, Solanaceae.